Messenger RNA from Mauremys reevesii (Reeves's turtle), 680 nucleotides. Its product is annotated as protein p13 MTCP-1-like. Lineage: Eukaryota; Metazoa; Chordata; Testudines; Geoemydidae. Gene Ontology annotation, biological process: positive regulation of peptidyl-serine phosphorylation. Gene Ontology annotation, molecular function: protein serine/threonine kinase activator activity. The record is from RefSeq and is a predicted model, not a curated record. Bases 70 to 357 code for a protein of 95 amino acids. The transcript is spliced from 3 exons.
GAACACCUGCACAACACUCUUCUUCCUCCAAGCAGACUGUUAACCACUUUGCAGCUCAAGCUCUACACCAUGUGCCAGUCACAUCACAUCACAGGGAUCUAUUGUGACUUCAUUCAAACAUCAAAGGAUCCAGAGACCGGCAUCCUGCAGGCCAGAGUGCGAGCUGAGCAGGUCCCUCUGGGGGAUUCCUGGACUCGGAGUCAGUUCCCCCUCUCACCCCUACCCCAUCUCUGGCAAUGGUGCCCUCGUGGGCUCUACCGUGCAGCUGGGGGGGUAGGAGAAGAUGAAUGGUGGCUGGAGAGCCAUCAGGUGGUCUCUGGUGUCCCAGAGAUACUCCUCCGCCAACUACACAGAUGAGGCCAUAGCAAAGUAAAUACCUGAGGCUGGCAGCACUUCUUGGGAGCAGGCCUGGUUUGAGAGUUUUAAAUAUAUAUACUUUCCAAUUGAUUCUUCUUUCUCUCAUUUUUUCUUUAAACAAGGUGACAUGAACAUGGAUAAAAGGAAGAUGCAUUUUUUUAAAAAAAUGUUCAGUAAUGCAGUAUUAAUAUAAAUCUGUUGUGUUAUAAAAUGUUUAUUUAAAAAUAUAACAGGACCUUCCUACAAAUGGUGAAGAUGAAGUACUUUAUUCCACUGAUCACAAAAUGAAAGCCAUUUUUUUGGGGAGUUACAAAUAAAAACCA